Tachyglossus aculeatus (Australian echidna) is the source of this 1452-nucleotide messenger RNA. It is a transcript of the gene STX4, whose product is annotated as syntaxin 4. Lineage: Eukaryota; Metazoa; Chordata; Mammalia; Monotremata; Tachyglossidae. The record is from RefSeq and is a predicted model, not a curated record. Gene Ontology annotation, molecular function: SNARE binding; SNAP receptor activity. Gene Ontology annotation, biological process: exocytosis; intracellular protein transport; vesicle fusion. The transcript has 11 exons. The coding region runs from base 75 to 971 and encodes 298 amino acids. Gene Ontology annotation, cellular component: plasma membrane; SNARE complex; endomembrane system.
GGUUUGGAAUUGGGGAAUCCAGGCCCAGCCCUUGGAUCCCGGGGGGUGGGGAGGGGGAUUCGGCCUGGAAUACCAUGCGGGACCGGACCUGUGAGCUGAGGCAGGGGGAGGACAGCUCCGACGAGGAGGGGAAUGAGCGGGUGGCCUUGGUCAUCCACCCGGGGACGGCGAAAUUGGGAAGCCCCGACGAGGCAUUCUUCCAGAAGGUCCGCGAAAUCCGACAGACCAUGGGCAAACUGGAGAACAAAGUCAAGGAGCUGGAGAAGCAGCAAAUUACCAUCCUGGCUACGCCCCUGCCUGAGGAUAGCAUGAAACAGGGCCUUCAGAACCUUCGGGAAGAGAUCAAACAGCUGGGAACGGAGAUCCGGACCCAGCUGAAGGCUAUUGAUCCCCCAAAGGAGGGAGAAGAUGAGAACCAAAACUCAGUCAACAUCAGGAUGAGGAAAACACAGCACGGAGUGCUCUCCAAGCAGUUUGUAGAGCUCAUCAACAAGUGUAACGUGACCCAGUCAGAAUAUCGGGAAAAGAACGUGGAGCGGAUCCAGAGACAGCUAAAGAUCACCAACGCUGGAAUGGUGUCCGAGGAAGAAAUAGAGCAGAUGCUGGAGACUGGACAGAGCGAGGUGUUUGUGUCCAAUAUCCUGAAGGACACCCAGGUGACCCGACAGGCGCUGAACGAGAUCUCGGCCCGACACGGGGAGAUCCAGCAGUUGGAGCGCAGCAUCCGGGAGCUCCAUGAAAUUUUCACCUUCCUGGCUACCGAAGUUGAGAUGCAGGGGGAGAUGAUUGAUAGGAUUGAGAAAAACAUCCUGACCUCGGCUGACUAUGUGGUGCGCGGCCAGGAGCACAUCCAUUCCGCGGGGGAGAAUCAGAAGAAAGCCAGGAAGAAGAAGGUCAUGCUCGCCAUCUGCGUCUCCAUCACUGUCCUCAUCCUUGCCCUGAUCAUCGGCAUUGCCAUAAAGACCGGAUAGCACCUUCCUCCGCCCACAGAUACGGGGGAGCCUAGGCCUCUUCCCCGAGCAGCCGGGGAAGGAGGCUGGACCCGCGCCGCCUCCUCGCCGUCCGCUACCCGUAGAACAGGCUGGGGAUUGGGACAGGUGAUUCUCUUCGGGGCGGGGCGGGGGGAAUGGGUGGAAGGACCUUUUGGGGUUCAGUGCCCCCGGCCCUCCCUCCGGGACCCAGGCAGCCCGUCCUCCCGGACGUCGCUCACAUCGCCGCCGUCCUGCUUCCUAGGUUUCCCCACUCGAAACUCAAGCCUCCCGGCCCCCACUCCCGGGUUGUGGGGGCGGUGUCCGGGUCCUCGGGGUAAAGCUAGGAUUGGCGGGCUGGGGCGGCGGGGAACGGAUCCCAUCCCUCUUGAGCAUCCCUUUACGCCAUGUCUUUGGACCGGGGCCCGCCAACAGUGACUCGCAGUUUUGUAAGAAAUUAAAAGAGACAAACCGAGCUUGGAAA